UUCACUUCAAUAAGAGUUUAAAAAAAUAACAGUAAACCAAAAAAAUACCUAUCACGUGUGUCAGUCUGCUUAAAGAUAAGGGAAUAAACUUUUGAUGUAAAUCAACGAAUUAACAUAUUCAUCCAUUAAUUUAUCUUUUUUUUCUUUACAGGUGUCAUAUUUAUUCUGAACCCAGUCGAUGGAUUUAUUACCCUCAAUACAAGAACAUUUGAACUGUACUUUCUCCCUAGGGUAUAAAUCUUGAAGCAUGGGUGACUGGAGCUUUCUGGGGCGUCUGUUGGAGAAUGCACAGGAACACUCAACAGUAAUCGGCAAGGUCUGGCUGACUGUCCUCUUCAUCUUCAGGAUCCUGGUGCUGGGAGCGGCAGCCGAGGACGUGUGGGGCGACGAGCAGUCUGACUUCACCUGCAACACACAGCAGCCUGGGUGUGAGAACGUCUGCUAUGAUGAGGCUUUCCCCAUCUCGCACAUCCGCUUCUGGGUGCUGCAGAUCAUCUUUGUGUCCACGCCCACCCUCAUCUACCUGGGUCACGUACUGCACAUCGUCCGCAUGGAGGAGAAGCGGAAAGAGAAGGAGGAGGAGCUGCGAAAGGCCAACAGACUCCAGGAGGAAAAGGAACUCCUUUACAAUGAAGGAGGGGAUGCAGGGGGAGGGGGAGGUGGUAAAAAGGAGAAGCCACCUAUCAGGGAUGAGCAUGGCAAGAUCCGCAUUAGGGGUGCCCUGCUGCGCACCUAUGUGUUCAACAUCAUUUUCAAGACCCUUUUUGAAGUGGGGUUCAUUUUAGGUCAAUAUUUACUUUAUGGCUUCCAGCUGAGGCCGCUAUACAAGUGUGCACGGUGGCCCUGCCCCAACACUGUGGACUGCUUCAUAUCUAGGCCCACUGAAAAGACGAUUUUCAUCAUAUUUAUGCUUGUGGUGGCUUGCGUGUCUCUUUUGCUGAAUUUGUUAGAGAUCUAUCACCUUGGGUGGAAGAAAGUUAAACAGGGAAUGGCCAACCCUGAUCAUGUGUUGUUGCCCCGCUCUGAUGGUGUGGGGCCGGAGUCCAAAACUUCUGCCCCCAGAACUGCCCUUCCCAACCUCAGCUACCCACCGACGUACACGGACGUGACAGCUGGGAGUGGUGCAUUCCUGCGGCCCAAGGUAGAGGCCUCCCCGGCAGAGUUCAAGAUGGACCCCCUGCAGGAGGGGCCCUCGUCCUCCUACUACAUGAGCAGCAACAACAACCAAAGGCUGACCACGCAGCAGAACUGGGCCAACCUGGCCACCGAGCAGCAGACUCGGGAAAUGAAGGUCACAUCCCCCUCCUCCUCCCCUUCCUCUGCCCCUUCCUCCGCCCCCUCCUCUGAUAGUAAGCAGCAGCCUUGUAAUGCUGCUCCCCCCACCACCAGCCCUAGCUCCAGCUCCAGUGGGGGCAGUUUGAGUGGGGGGAAUGUUGAUCAGGAGGAAGGCCACGUCACCACCACAGUGGAAAUGCAUGAGCCCCCCGUCAUGGUCACAGACCCUCGCCGGCUCAGCAGGGCCAGCAAGAGCAGCAGCAUCAGAGCCAGGCCCAACGACUUGGCAGUAUAGUCAGUCCCCCUAAAUACACCUCCAACCUUCCAAAGCCUUCCCAACCACCCCAAUGAUUUUUCUAUAAAAAAAAUGAUUUAAAUAAAUAAAUAAUAAUAAUUGGAGGCAAUGUGAGGCAAGGGUCUGGAGUUGUUGCCAAAACAGCAGUUAAUAUCAGUGCAAUUGGUGAGUUGUAGCAUAUGCAUUAUGAUACAAAAAAAUGUGCCGUGUGAUUGUGCAAUGUGCGUUAAAAUGGUCUUACAGGCCAAAGGCUUCAAUAUACUGGACAUCAUGGGACUUUAGGGUUCUCAUUACACUUUAAAGUGGCCAAGUAACUUUUUUGUUUGAAUUCGGUUUCAAUGGCCUAGUAUGUGUCAAUGUGCUCUUGUCAACAGUGGUUGUUGUUGUUGUGUUUAUUUGAUGAACAUAAAAGCCUAUUUAUUCCAAUUAGGAAUGAUACUGUACAUUCAUCAAGUCGUUGAGUUCGAUUGGCAAAUUGCUGAGAACCAAUUUCGAAUAAAACUGUAAUGUGGAACAAGUA
Oncorhynchus masou masou (cherry salmon) is the source of this 2090-nucleotide messenger RNA. RefSeq names its product gap junction protein, alpha 3 (gene gja3). Gene Ontology annotation, cellular component: connexin complex. Bases 248 to 1570 code for a protein of 440 amino acids. Gene Ontology annotation, molecular function: gap junction channel activity. The record is from RefSeq and is a predicted model, not a curated record. The transcript is spliced from 2 exons. NCBI's taxonomy places the organism in Eukaryota, Metazoa, Chordata, Actinopteri, Salmoniformes, Salmonidae. Gene Ontology annotation, biological process: cell-cell signaling.